Aphidius gifuensis is the source of this 548-nucleotide messenger RNA. Its product is annotated as 60S ribosomal protein L34-like. Gene Ontology annotation, molecular function: structural constituent of ribosome. The coding region runs from base 130 to 489 and encodes 119 amino acids. Gene Ontology annotation, biological process: translation. The record is from RefSeq and is a predicted model, not a curated record. NCBI's taxonomy places the organism in Eukaryota, Metazoa, Arthropoda, Insecta, Hymenoptera, Braconidae. Gene Ontology annotation, cellular component: ribosome. The transcript has 4 exons.
GUGUGUGUUUUCAUGUGCUCUUUAUAUAUUAAAAUAAAUUAAAUAUAAUUAAUCUAUUAUUAAAUAAACAAUCAUAACAUUGUUAAUAAUAAUUAAUAAAAAUUUAAAUAAUUAAAAUAUAAGAACAAAAUGGUACAACGGCUGACGUUCAGACGACGAUUGUCGUACAACACCAAGAGCAACAGAACCCGUGUUGUUCGUACACCAGGUGGUAAACUCGUUUAUCAAUACUUGAAGAAACCCAAGAAGAUACCAACAUGUGGUGGAUGCAAAGAAAAACUUAGAGGUAUUCAACCAGCUCGUCCUAUGGAACGUUCACGUAUGUGUCGUCGUAAAAAGACCGUAAAACGUGUCUAUGGUGGUGUACUUUGUCACAGAUGUGUUAAAGAAAGAAUCGUUCGUGCUUUUCUCAUCGAAGAACAAAAAAUUGUUGUCAAAGUAAUCAAAGCACGUCAAGCCUCUGUUAAAACAAAAAAAACAGAAAAGUAAAUUUGUAAUUAUUUUUUUUUUUUUAAUUGAAAAUAAAACAACAAAAUAUUAAACAAAUU